AUGUACACGAGGGACGCUGUAAAUAGUCUCCUGGAGACCCAGACGACAGCAGGGAAACGUCACGUGCUCAUCUUCCACUGUGAAUUCUCGUCCGAGCGCGGACCAAGAAUGUACCGGCACUUGCGCAGUCAGGAUCGAGCCUUGAAUCAGGAUCAUUACCCGAAACUGAACUUCCCGGAAGUGUACCUCCUCCACGGUGGAUACAAAGCCUUCUAUGAAUCCCACGGUGACCUAUGUGACCCCGAUAGCUACACUCCCAUGUUGCACCUAGAUCACUGCGCGGACCUACGUCACUUCCGUGUCAAGUCCAAAACGUGGACCGCCGGUAGUGAGAAAGUCAGCAGCAGGCGACAUCGCAGUCGGAUUUUCCCUUCCGGUCUAGACUUUUAG
Molecule: messenger RNA, 390 nt
Organism: Dreissena polymorpha
Lineage: Eukaryota; Metazoa; Mollusca; Bivalvia; Myida; Dreissenidae
Product: M-phase inducer phosphatase-like
Exons: 1
Coding region: 1-390 (129 amino acids)
Biological process (GO): G2/M transition of mitotic cell cycle; positive regulation of G2/M transition of mitotic cell cycle; positive regulation of G2/MI transition of meiotic cell cycle
Cellular component (GO): cytoplasm; nucleus
Molecular function (GO): protein tyrosine phosphatase activity
Source: RefSeq, a predicted model, not a curated record